AUGGCGGCUCGGCAGAAGGUCGUGGAUGAAGACUCAGACCUGAGCCCGCUGGAGGGAGACAGUGCAGAGGAGCUGGGUGUGCUGGACCCGGAGCUGGAAGCCAUCAAGGCUAAAGUCCGUGAGAUGGAGGAGGAGGACGAGCGGCUCAAGGAGCUGCAGGCUGAGGCCAAGAACCACCUCAUCCUGAGAUCACAGGCAGGUAUUCCCUUUCCUAGGACAGCAGAGGAGAAAAUCGAGGCGGAUCAGAGAUCCAUUUACGUGGGCAAUGUGGACUAUGGUGGAACAGCAGAAGAGCUGGAGUCCCAUUUCAAUAGCUGUGGGCAGAUCAACCGAGUGACCAUCCUCUGUGAUAAAUUCUCCGGACAUCCCAAAGGGUAUGCAUACAUUGAGUUUGAGGACAAGAGCUCUGUGAAGGCAGCGGUAGAGCUGGACAAGAGCAUGUUCAGAGGUCGGGUCAUCAAGGUGCUGCCCAAGAGGACCAACAUGCCAGGUAUCAGCACAACUGACCGUGGUGGCUCAAGGGGCCGUUUUCCAAGCAGGGGGGGCCUGUCGCAAAGGGCAAACGUCUAUGGAGCACUGAGAGCAAGAUCCCGAGGGAGAGUGUACAGGGGUCGUGGCAGGCUAUCGCUGUGGUACUCUCCCUACUAGGCCGAAGGAUGGGAUGACGCUGGAGACUCCAACAGGGCUG
Molecule: messenger RNA, 688 nt
Organism: Gopherus evgoodei (Goodes thornscrub tortoise)
Lineage: Eukaryota; Metazoa; Chordata; Testudines; Testudinidae
Gene: PABPN1L
Product: PABPN1 like, cytoplasmic
Exons: 7
Coding region: 1-648 (215 amino acids)
Molecular function (GO): RNA binding
Source: RefSeq, a predicted model, not a curated record